AUCCGAGGCCAGAAUCCACCACCCUAAAGAAGGAAACUCUCUAUCUAACCCCCCUGCUAGCCGGGGUGGGGUGGUUUGUUAACCCCCAUCCGGGUCAGCGAAACCGGGUAAGCAGCGGAAGAAACCAGCAUCCAGUAGGUUCGGUUACCCCCAACCCCAACCCCAGGCAUGCAUGCAGUCCAUGCCAUGCAUCCGUGGAUGUGAACAUGCUAGAUCUUCCUCCAUGCCGCCAUGAAGAGUUCUAGAUGAGUGUAGAAGCGCAUGGGGGUAGCAGAUGGGGGAUGGGGGUAGCGGACAAUGAUGAGCUGACGGGAAGCCCCAUGGCCAAGCGCAAGCCCAAGCCCUUCAUCCAUGGCGGUGUUUAUCUGCGGGGCUUGGGGACCGAGAGUCGAGAUCCAGAGCAUAUCGGAAAGAGGAUUAGCGGACAGCACUAGAAGGCGAAGGAGGCGCAAGAAGCCGAAGUUGGAGACCAUCGCAGCAUUUCCGACCCCGACUCUUCCUGCCUGCACAGCAUUCUCGUGAGGAGGAGCAGUAGCAGCAGCAGCCAUGGCGUCCCAAGCUGUGCUAGGAAACAUUGCGCUGGCCUCUUCUGUUUCUGUCCCGGUUUCCGCACCCUCGUCCUCCUUCUUGCAAGCCGGUAAGGUUCAAGGAGCAUGGAGAGGAAGGAACCAGUUUUCUGGGCUUGUGAACACCAAGUCUGGAGCAAACAGAGUCAGCAGGAGCAGACUCACUGCCAGAGCUGCCGCCAAAGAGAUUGUCUUUGACCAAAAGUCUCGUGCUGCGCUUCAAGCGGGAAUCGACAAACUCGCAGAUGUCGUUGGUGUCACCUUGGGACCCAGAGGAAGGAACGUCGUUCUUGACGAGUUCGGUACCCCCAAGGUCAUCAAUGACGGUGUCACAAUUGCACGUGCUAUUGAAUUACCCGACGCUAUGGAGAACGCCGGAGCCGCCCUCAUUCGUGAGGUUGCUAGCAAGACCAAUGACUCGGCUGGAGACGGAACUACAACUGCUUCAGUUUUGGCCAGGGAGUUGAUCAAGCUUGGACUCUUGAACGUCACUGCCGGAGCAAACCCCGUUUCUAUCAAGAAGGGAAUUGACAAGACUGUAGUUGGACUGAUUGCGGAGCUCAAGAAAAGAGCACGACAAGUCCAGGGGCGUGAUGUGAUCAAGGCUGUCGCCUCUAUUUCCGCUGGAAAUGAUGAGUUCGUCGGUACAUUGAUCGCUGAUGCCAUCGACAAGGUCGGCCCUGACGGUGUUCUGUCUAUCGAAUCAUCCUCUUCGUUCGAGACCACGGUCGAGGUCGAGGAGGGUAUGGAGAUCGACAGAGGAUACGUUUCCCCUCAGUUCGUCACGAACCAGGAGAAGCUGACCGUCGAGUUCGAGAACGCUAGGGUUCUGGUCACUGACCAGAAGAUAACCUCCAUCAAGGACAUCAUCCCAGUUUUGGAGAAGACAACCCAGCUCAAUGCCCCAUUGGUCAUCAUCGCUGAAGAUGUGUCAGGAGAGGCUUUGGCAACGUUGGUGGUUAACAAGCUCCGUGGUGUAUUGCAAGUCGUCGCCAUCAAGGCACCAGGUUUUGGUGAGCGCCGAAAGGCCCUCCUCCAGGAUAUUGCCAUCCUCACUGGAUCCGAGUUUCUGGCUAAUGACUUGGGCAUGAAAGUAGAGAACUGUUCCGUUGAGCAGCUAGGUAUUGCCAGGAAGGUUACUGUGUACAACAGCACCACCACCAUGAUUGCCGAUGCUGCAUCCAAGGAUGAGAUUCAGGCCCGAAUUGCCCAAAUUAAGAAGGAGCUCCAAGAGACUGACUCUGUCUACGACACGGAGAAGCUCUCCGAGCGUAUCGCUAAGCUAUCUGGUGGUGUCGCUGUCAUUAAGGUUGGAGCUGCCACUGAAAGUGAAUUGGAGGACAGGAAACUGAGAGUGGAGGAUGCCAAGAACGCUACCUUCGCUGCCAUCGAGGAGGGUAUCGUACCUGGUGGAGGUGCCACCAUGGUCCACUUGUCCGCCUUUGUUCCUGCAAUCAAGGAAACCAUCUUAGACGCGGAAGAGAAGCUGGGAGCCGACAUUGUACAAAAGGCUCUCCUCGCACCAGCCUCCUUGAUCGCUGCAAACGCCGGAGUUGAGGGCGCGGUCGUAGUCGAGAAGAUCCUUGAACAGGACUGGCAGUAUGGAUACAACGCUAUGACCGAUGUGUACGAGGAUUUGUUGGCAUCCGGAGUCAUUGAUCCCGCUAAAGUGACGAGGUGUGCCUUGCAAAACGCUGCUUCAGUUGCCGGUAUGGUGUUGACGACUCAAGCCAUUGUUGUGGAGAAGGUUCAAAAAGCUAGAUCUUCCGUGCCACAAGUACCAGGCAUGACUAUGUAAAACAGCUAGAACACCUUAUAACAUGUUAUUCAGAUCAGAUUAGGGUCCUACAGAUUAUCUACUCAGCUGGCGCCUACCCACCUGAAACCCCUGAAUUCAGUAGUGCUCAGUGGGGCUGGCUGCCCGGAUCUGGCCCCUUUUACCUUUGUACUAAAUUGAGCUGUCCCGCACAUCCUUCCACACACUCAAGUUUUGUUGUAGUGCCAUCUAAUUACAUUGAUCAAUAAAGAGAACCCAGAAAUUUCUUAGUUUGAAAUUCC
Molecule: messenger RNA, 2624 nt
Organism: Marchantia polymorpha subsp. ruderalis
Lineage: Eukaryota; Viridiplantae; Streptophyta; Marchantiopsida; Marchantiales; Marchantiaceae
Source: the annotation of a GenBank genome assembly